AUGACACAAAGCAGCAGUGAGCGCACUGCACCCUCUCCCCCUGCCGCCCUUCCCCCGAAAACAGCCUACCCGAACAAAUACACAAGGAAACAAGCUCGGAGUGCGGCCACCGAGCCCGAGCAGCGCCGCAGCCGUGGGCUCCGCGCUCCCCGCCCGCGGGACUGCUCCUCAGCUGCUCUCCGCCUGCGCUGCCUCCUUCCUUUCUCUCUUUCCAAACUUUUCGGAGCUCGCUCUGAGCCGGCACAAGCCUGUAUUUAUAGACCUGGAGCCCACGGCUGUGUUUUUCCUUGUGCCUCCUUUGGCUUGGGCUUAAGUCACUGGCAGGGAAGACAGAAAAGAGGCAGGCAGGCGGACAGGCAGGAGCACGGAAGGGGAAAAGAGCUAGAAAUCCCGCGGUCGGGACCUGGCGGGAGGCUGGGGGAGGCAGCAGGAGGUGCGGGACUCCCCCCCUCCGUCUCCUGGUGGACGAGAGAGAGCAUUUUCCUCAGCGAUGUGCGCCGUAUUUGGUCUCUAAUCUCUGAAAUGAGUGUGAAAUCAGUUUUGACAUCUUUAGAAAGCCUGUCCUGCAGAGUAUCGUCCCGUACAAUGCCCUCGGUGGCCGGGAGCCAGCGACAGAUCCGAGUCAAAUGAAUAAAAGAAGUGCAGACGACUCGUCUUUGUACAGAGAAGUUGAAACGUGUUUGUGUGGAGAGUCUAGAAAAGCCCCAGUUUUACGGCUCCAAAUCAUAUCCUCAGCAGCAGAACACGAUCGCUAACCACAAGAGAAGGGGACAAAAUCCUGCUUGAGGAGUGUUGUGACAAGGAGCAGUAACUGUUUUAUUAUAAAAAUAGUGUUUGUUAUGAAGAAACCAUGAACGAGCAGACAUCCGGAUACACAUUCCCUGCAUCUAACAAGACUACUGUCUUCGUGGUUUUGUGUGCUGCUGUCCUUCUUAAUCGUUAUUGUCUUUUUUACUCAUAAUUAUGUACACUACUUGUCACUUGCCAUAAUUUCAGCACUCUCCAGCGCUCUGAAACUGCACAUAAAAACAACAGAAAGGGAUUUUUUUUCUGUAUAUACACAUCGAUAAAUUCAGUGCCUAUCCUAACAAUAUAGUAACCUUUUAAUAUACAUUUAUCGAGUCCACUUAUUAGACUAAUUCUUCCGUAUUUUUGGUGCACCUUAGUUGUUUUUUCCUAGACCUUGAAGAAUGGUAAUAAACACAUUUCUGUAUGUAGGAGAAACCUACAAAAAUAUAA
This is a messenger RNA of Rhea pennata, 1239 nucleotides long. RefSeq lists its product as uncharacterized. The record is from RefSeq and is a predicted model, not a curated record. The coding region runs from base 1 to 630 and encodes 209 amino acids. The transcript is spliced from 4 exons. Lineage: Eukaryota; Metazoa; Chordata; Aves; Rheiformes; Rheidae.